AUGGAUCUAUUCGAUCUGUGGUCUGUGCCGAUCAGCAGCUUGGUCAACGUCGUACACCAACGUCCCGACCAACAACCCGGUGAAUACGUGAAUCAACUCAAGCAACACUUUCCGGAGGUUUUCCGAAGCACGCUGGGUAGGUGCCGUAAAGCGCAAGUGAAGCUGUACCUGAAGCCUGAUGCACGUCCGUCCUAUUGCCCGAAGCGACCCGUAGCGUCGAGGACGAGAAGGAAUCGCGGAAGGUACUCACGGUCAACACCCGCCGUGGCCUAUUCCAGUACAACCGAUUACCCCCUGGAGUCAAGUCGGCACACGGCGCUUUCCAGCGCAUCAUCGACAGCAUGGUGGCCGACACCCUUUGAAGUCAAGCCGUAUCUGAACGACAACCUUAUCGUUGGUCGGACCAAGGAGGAACACGGUCGCAAUCUCUACGCCGUUCUCAGGUGUAUACGUGAGUAUGGUUUCCAUUUACGUCUCGAAAAGUGUCGUUUCGCACUCUCCCAGAUCGAGUUCCUCGGACAUAUCGUGGACAAAGAUGGCAUCCACCCGAACCCUUCCAAAACCGAUGCCAUUUCCAAGAUGCAACCUCCGAAAGACGUUCAGCAGCUUCGUUCCUUCCUGUGA
Messenger RNA from Aedes albopictus (Asian tiger mosquito), 624 nucleotides. RefSeq lists its product as uncharacterized. Lineage: Eukaryota; Metazoa; Arthropoda; Insecta; Diptera; Culicidae. The coding region runs from base 1 to 624 and encodes 207 amino acids. The record is from RefSeq and is a predicted model, not a curated record. The transcript has 2 exons.